AUUAGUUUUAAUUUAGUUAUUCAGUUGUAGUUUCAAGGUUUAGGUAUGGCGUCUUUGCAAGCUGUGCGGCAAAUAGUGAAGUCAAUGAAACAUACACCGAUAUUUGAGAAGUGUUUGCAACAUAUACAUGUAGUAUCUGCUGGUGAUGGGAAAAUCAAAUGUACAAUGCCAGUUAUGGAGGAACAUUUAAAUAUGAAUAAAACCAUGCACGGCGGGCUAACAGCCACUUUGGUUGAUUCUGUGUCAUCGUGGGCGUUUGCUACGACCAAAGAAGCAAAGUUCGGCGUUUCUAUCGAUAUUAAUGUGACUUAUCUAACUGCAGCUAAACAAGGCGAAACGAUAACCAUCACGUCCGAAGUUUUAAAACAAGGUCGCACAAUCGGAUUCGCGAACGUUGAUAUUCAUAAUGAGGCCGGCAACCUUGUCGCGACAGGACGUCACACAAAGUUUAUGGCUUCUGCAGCAUAUUAGUGUUGCCAGAUAUAUUUCAACAUAAAGAAGUGUUUCCAGUGUUCCCAGACAUUCCUUAAUUGUGCCUUUAUAUAUUUAUCUCUAUCUUUAGUUUCACUGGUAUUUGAUUGAUUGCUACAAAUUAGUAGUUAGUAGUUUGUCACCCAAAUAGUAUUUUAACCGAAAUACUCAAGAAACGAACCCAAAUAGUACAACUUAAAUGCAAAAAAGUUUAUUUAAAAAAUUUCCUUUAUAUUUCUGUUCUUUACAUGUUAUGCAAAUUGUUAAAGUAUGAAUUUAUGCACGAUAUUGCGCAAUAACCAUAGAAAUCUUUGUUAUUUUGUACCUGUUUGUUUAUUUUAAUGUUUAUUGUCUUGAGAAAACUAGAAUUUUUAGAUGAAUUGUAACCAAAUAUCAAUUAUCAGGCAUAUGUAUUUGAUACCAGAAUACUUUUAUUUAAUAUUUGUAUACAAAUUUUCAGGGUUUUUCACUCAAACAAUUGUAUAACAUCUUAAUACUUGUUUGUGUUUUGUUAUAAGUUUAUUGGGGUAGUUGCUAACUUUGGCUUGAAUCACUAUAACACCUCACCCAUAUACAGUACAAUUACAAUUAUAAUCUGUCUUGUAUAUAAUAACUUAAUAGGUAUUUAUUUCCA
This is a messenger RNA of Ciona intestinalis (vase tunicate), 1105 nucleotides long. The record is from RefSeq and is a predicted model, not a curated record. NCBI's taxonomy places the organism in Eukaryota, Metazoa, Chordata, Ascidiacea, Phlebobranchia, Cionidae.